CGAGCACCUCUCAUUUCUUCAGCGAAGCACUUACUGGCCGGUGCACCAACUACCUGCUAAUGUGCAGUUGCCAGGUACAGGAUGGGUCCGAGUUUGCAAGAGAGAGACCCGCUUCAGCGCUGAAGAAGUGCGCAUCCAAAGAGCAGAUUAGAAAUAAAGCAUCUGGGACAGGCGGAUCAGUUCCCAGCUCUAAGAAGGGGAAGGCCAACCAGAAGCAUGUUGCACCUCGUCAGGGCAAGGACCCAGCACAGGCUGAGCGGGGGACCCAGAAGAGAGGGAACAGGGCCAAACCUGUGAACACCUCAUUCGCAGAGAGCUCCCCACUGCUACCUGGAGGCAGAGCUUGGACACCUAGAGCGACAGAGCUGAAGCAGGGUGUAUCCGCCUCCACGGGGAGCAAUAGGGGGAGAAACAACGAGGAAAGCACUGGAGAGUCACCUGGCUCAGACAGGAAUAGGCCCAAAAUGUCUCUUCCGCUGGCCCCCGGUGCCUCUGAACCUGGCCCUUUGCUGACGGAGAGGCAGCAGGUCCCCAGUAUCGAGACCCUGCAGCUGUACGAGGGAGAGGCAGAGGAGGCAGACAGCGCCAGCGACCUCUCGGACUCUGAGAGGCUCCAAGUGCCUCCCUCCCCCUGUUCGCCUCCUCAACUCCACCUGCGGGCCGAGGUCAUCGACCCCAAUGACCUUGAGCCCCAUUUCCCAGGACCCCGGGGGAACCAGAGUGGCUACAGCUACCCAGACUCCCUGCCCCCUCCCUUCAACACCUGGAGCCUGCGGCAGCUGGCUCUGUUCCUGAACACGGAGGGGCGAUGCGCUCAUCGUCCGCAGCCUGUGGGCCAGCUGGAGAAGUACUUGGAGCGCCUCCUGCAGCUGGAGUGGCUGCAGAUCCAAACCGUUGAGGAGGAGAACGGAAAAACAACCACCCCUGCCUCUGCCACUGCCACUGCCCCCGCAAGCCGCCCCAGACCCCACACAGCACCUGCUUGGUACCUGAGCUCACCCAAGAGCAUUCGGCAGUGCCAGCGUGCCUUCCCAACUGCCUUCCUGUCCUGUCUGGGGAACGGUUCCACCCCCCGGCUCUCCCGGGCGGCUUGCCCUCACUGCCAGGUCCGCUACCCCUUCUGUAACGGCUCCUGCCUCUCAUACGCAUACCAGCGCCACUCCCGGCUCAAGCCAGUCCAGCAGCGGGGUGGAGGUUCGGAGGCUGCACAGAAGAGGUGCAGCAGUGAGACGAGGGCUGCAGUUAACAGGGGGAAGGGGGCCCAGACGCAGGGGCAGAAACCAGGGAGCCCUUCCCCGCCGAACAGCCACCUGAGGCGCAUGCAGUCGACCGGCAAUAUCAGGAACCUGAUACUGGUGGCAGGCACCACUGCAAAGCCACAGUCUGCACCGAGGAAUGGCAGUGUUGGGUCCGCAGCUGGCAGGAACAGAAGACAGAGGGGGCCUGCGGCUGGGAAGGGGGGUGAUGUGGAAAGUGGGGUCCUCUUGGGCACUCGUGGGAAUGUGCGUGAGGGGAGUCCCCUGAGAAAAGGCGGCAGUGAGAGGCAGAGGGCCUCAGUAGGGGUGGCGGGCCAGGAUAUCAAACCAGGAUGUUCGUCAGUGGGGGGGAAGGAACCUCCUCCUGGGUCAAAGGGCCCCCCCCCGUGCCAAAUCCAACGGGAAAGUGAAACGUGUCCAGUUCCUUACUAUGCAGCCGCUUACCAAAAGAUCAGGAUUCCUUCUGCACCCAACAACUUGAAGAAAAUGUUUCAAGGAUGUGUUCAUUAGCAACUGUGCUCAUUUUCAGUGCUGUCUCUGAAACUGCGCAAUUCAAACUAUUUAAAAUGCUUUUAUUAAUGUGCUAAAGCCACAUGUGGUCAAUCAAGCCUAGAUUUACAGUACAGCAAUUGUGAUUUGUAUCUUUUAUGUAGCGAGAAAAACACACCAGAUCGUAUUUUUUAGGGGAGUACAAAUACAAGCACUGCAUUUAAAUGUCUUUUUGAGAAGUUAAAUAAUUUUCUAGAUACAGUGACUAUUUCAAUUCUUGUUAUGAUGAAGUCUUAUUUAAGCAGUUAGUGUAGCAUGUAAACUAUUAGCUGCCAGUUUAGUUUUUAGCAGUGAAAUACAAUUAGUUCCCCCUUGGUUUGUGACUGAAGGGUGUUAAUAGGAUCAACUAAAAGUAUUUUGAUAUUGUGUUUAUUAGAUGGAUUAGGUAGUGUGUUUGUGGUUUGUAUAAGAAUAUAUAUAUUUGCAUUGUCCUUUUGAAAUGUUUUUGUUUUUUGUAAAUAGCAUCUCUACAGAACGUACAGAAUGGACUGUAUUUGUGCUUUAUAAAGUUUUCAUUAACUUUUCUGAAAAACAGGCUUCAGAAUACCAGUUGUAAUAGACGUGUAGUUUUAACAAAGCAAAAAUAAGAAGAAUCUAUUUUGUUGUGUCAUGUAUGUUUGUAAACUUAGUAAAGUCAUAUUUCAGGAAUGGAAAUUGCCCUCAGUGUAUAGCUAUAAUUAUUUUUUAACUCAUUGUUCUUAACUGUCGAAGAACUGAAAGAUAUAAAUUGUGAUAGGAAAUAUAUAUUUUGAUGUGUACUAUAAAAUAUUUUGUUGAAAAUGUUACGAUGAGUAUUCAGGAAGCCUGAUUUUGUCUUUUUAGAGGGUUGAGAAUAUGACUGAAAGAUGUACUUUUAUAUUAAUUGUUCAGGCAAGAAAUAAUCUCGUUGUGUGUCUUUCAUACCCAGUGUGAGACUUCUGGUUUAUUGCAAUAGGUGCUUUUUUUACAUUUUCAGUAUCUUUUAUUUAAUUAAU
Molecule: messenger RNA, 2779 nt
Organism: Polyodon spathula (Mississippi paddlefish)
Lineage: Eukaryota; Metazoa; Chordata; Actinopteri; Acipenseriformes; Polyodontidae
Exons: 5
Coding region: 60-1766 (568 amino acids)
Source: RefSeq, a predicted model, not a curated record